UUUAUACUGUUUGCCAACAUCAACAUAUAAUUUUUGGUGUAAAAUUCAAACAAAAUAUUUCUAUAUUACAUUUUGUUGAUUAAACAAUACCGAGUUAAGUCAUAAAACACGUAACAUAAUGUUCUAAAGAAGGAACGGCAAGGCCUGUGUCAUUCCUAGACCAGCUUACUGAAAUACAAUCACUGUCCCAUCUACCUGUACUACUACAACUCAUAAAUCAUCAGCGCCUACCGACAAUCUAUUUCAUCUACCCAUUCCGUCUAUUUAUGAGAAGUUUCCAUUUUUCACCCAAAGGUAAUUCGUGAACAAUUAAUAACUUUCGUACUAAGCACCCAGCACAAACAAAGUCAUUUGUCCGCUGAUCUCAUUUCCCUAGCAGUAGAACGGUAACCAUCGGAACAGAACGGUUAAAAGUGCGAUGAAUUUCCACAACACCAUCCGUCCGAUACUGGUCAUAUUUUUGCUAUUUGGACAAUUUCCACUGUACGGUGUCCUCACCCGUAAACCACUUCGCUGGCACUUUCGAUGGUGUUCGCUUCAAACAGUGCUCUCGUUAGGACUGAUACACGUGGGAUUGUUCCUGUGUUUCGUGGAGUAUGACCGCCUCAAGGCAAUAGGUGUCAAUGCGGACAACCUGAUUGGACCGCUGUUCUAUUUGGAUGUGAUCAUCAUCAUGCUACUGCUGCUUCGUGUAGCCUAUCGGUGGCCAACCGUCGUUCCGAAAUGGGAACAGAUAGAGUCGCUCGAGGUGAUGCAGUACAAUGCACGCCAACAAAACGCACGAUCGUGUCGUAGAAUCCGUGGAAUAGCGUUGCUACUAAUGGUAUUGGGAUUCGCGGAACAUAUGCUGUCGAUCGGGAAAACCGUGAACGCGAGAGUGGAUGAAGCACGCACCUGCCACUGGAACUACAGCAAUCUUCCGGAGUACUAUGCGCUGCGCACUUACGGGUUCUUUUUCCGAAGAGUACCAUACAACUUUCCCUCCUUUAUAUUUUUAGAGUACGCAAACACAGCCUUAACGAUGGCCUGGACCGUGCAGGAUGUGUUGCUUAUUAUGAUAAGCGAUUCGAUUGCAGGUUACUUUAAGCGCAUCAAUUCCAGGAUUCAAUUCUACACCACAGUUCAGGUUGUUGCUAGAGAAAAGUUCUGGAGCGAAAUCCAUUCUGACUACGUGAUGGUAUGCGAGCUACUGGAGCAUGUGAUGAGCAUCUGCUCUCCAUUGCUGGUCGUUUCUUGCGGCACUAACCUGUACCUGAUAUGCUAUCAACUGUUCCAUCUCGUUGAUCGAACUGAUGAUUUUAUUAUUGUGACGGUAUUUACCUACUUUUCCCUGUUUUUCAUAAUUUUGAGAACAUUUCUUACGAUGCAUUACUGUUCAGCCGUACAUGAGGUCGCCCGUAAACCGCUCAAACUAUUCCGCCGUGUGCCAACGAGUAAUUGGUGCAGUGAGCUGGAAAGAUUUUACAGCUUCAUCCGCAAGAGCUCGAUCGCGAUAAAUGCAAUGGGGCUGUUCCGACUGACCAAGAAAACAAUGCUUACGAUGCUUGGAGCAGUUAUUACGUACGAGCUAGUAAUGCUACACUUUGCACAGACCACCGCCAACCAGGGCAUCGUGCGAGCAUGUUCCCCGGAGCAGUUUCUAUUCCAGCCCAAGAUGCAGAUCACAACCAACUAAACGAGCCGAACACUUCAAUCAAUAUAGCCACAGGGAAGGUCUUCUCCAACGCCUUUAGAGGAGCGAUGGAAUCGCAUCAACACUAGCUCGUACGUCAAUAUAGAUCCGGCCAUCUGUGGAUGAAGGAACUAACGAUUACCUUUGACACUUCACCCCAACCAAACACUCACUUACGGUAAGAAAUAUCCUGCGUGUAAUAGUGAAAAAUCCCAUUCCUGAGAUGGAUACACCACCGCUCGAGCAAAUGCGCAAUAUUUCCAGCUCA
Molecule: messenger RNA, 1940 nt
Organism: Anopheles gambiae (African malaria mosquito)
Lineage: Eukaryota; Metazoa; Arthropoda; Insecta; Diptera; Culicidae
Product: gustatory receptor for sugar taste 64a
Exons: 6
Coding region: 419-1675 (418 amino acids)
Biological process (GO): detection of chemical stimulus involved in sensory perception of taste; sensory perception of sweet taste
Cellular component (GO): membrane
Molecular function (GO): sweet taste receptor activity
Source: RefSeq, a predicted model, not a curated record